Lates calcarifer (barramundi perch) is the source of this 2911-nucleotide messenger RNA. Its product is annotated as transforming growth factor beta activator LRRC32. The coding region runs from base 123 to 2156 and encodes 677 amino acids. The record is from RefSeq and is a predicted model, not a curated record. NCBI's taxonomy places the organism in Eukaryota, Metazoa, Chordata, Actinopteri, Centropomidae. The transcript has 2 exons. Gene Ontology annotation, molecular function: protein binding. Gene Ontology annotation, cellular component: extracellular matrix.
GGUCAAGGCUUUAUCAUCUAAAUAUAGUAUCCACAGUGUCUAUCUGGUGUCCACAGCUGUUUUCUCUCUCCCCCUUUUUUUAUGAAGCAUGGCUAUAAGAGGGUGUGCGUGAGUCUGUGUAUAUGAGCUCUGACAACAGUAGUGAUCCUGUACAGCUUAACAGCAGGAGAAGCAGCAGCAGAGGGAGAAUGGUCAGACAUAUGUUCUCUAAUCUCUUACUACUCUGGUCACUCAGCCAUGACAUUUAUGUAACUGGACUGACAGAUGAUGAUCCCAAGGAGCAGUCCUGGAACAACCAGAACCUCUACUCUGUCCCUCUGGAUUUGGAUGUAAGACUUAGAAGACUAGACCUGUCCAAUAACUUCAUCAGACAGUUGCACACACUUGUUUUGCCAAACUUGGAACAGCUGGACCUGAGCGCCAACCAGCUGGAUCUCAUCUCCGAGGGGGCUUUUGAAAACCUGGCUCAACUUGAAGAGUUGAAUUUGUCCAGAAAUGCGCUGAACAACAACCUUGGCGGCAACAGCAAAGCCCUCCAAUCCAUCAGUGGGCUGAGGAGUUUGGACAUAUCGAUGAAUGGUCUGAGUGAUGAUGCAGUGGAGCUGUACCUUCAACAGAAAUCGUCUCUUGAUCAACUUAAGAUGACUGGUAAUGCUUUAACAAGACUUUCACACAGCUUGUUCAAAGACAGUAAAGGCUUGAGGGCCAUUACUAUUGAUGACAAUCUGAUAUCAGUGAUAGAACCAGGGACAUUUGAACCAUUGAGCCAAUUGGAGAUGCUAAGCUUGGCCAAAAAUAACCUUGAACAUAUCUGUGAUUUUAAAUUAUAUCAAGUUAAGUAUCUGAACCUUAGUCAAAAUUCACUGGAAUUUUUUGUUACACGUGAGGACAACCGGUUGUAUGGGCUUGAAGUUCUUGAUUUGAGUUUCAACAAACUCCUUUAUUUCCCAAUUGUUCCAAAAAUGAACUAUUUGAGGUAUCUUCAUUUACAGAAUAACAUGGUUGGUGCCUUAAAUUCAGAGGCUGCAAUGGUAUCAGAGGCCAAUUCUCUUUAUAAUGAGAUUAUGGAUAAGAAUAUAAUUAGAAAAAAUAACCUACACUCAAACUGGAGGCAGAUGCCAGUGACCUACAUUGACCUGAGCUAUAACCACUUCAGGUCUUUCCCACUGGAGACUUUGAGCCUUCUCUCAGCUUUAGAAACUCUGAAUUUCAGUCACAAUUGUCUGCAAAACAUUAUCUGGAAUAUUAGAGAUUACACUGAUCUAGGAUACCACCGGUUGCUUUUCUUUCCCUCCUUAAAGCACCUUGACCUGCAAAGCAAUGGACUCGUACACAUUUCCCCACUCUUUCUCAACGCACUCAGAAAAAUAGAUACAUUAAAUCUACAAGACAAUUCUGUACAGCCUUGUGCUCUCUCAGACCAUUUGAGAAGCUCUCAGUCAACACAACAAAGAAAUCUCAACACAUCUUGCGUUGCCUUCGGGCAGCUAAGGACUCUUAAACACCUCAGUCUCAAAGGAAACAAUAUAAAAAUGCUUCAUCCAAACACAUUUCAGGAAACCUCUUUGGUUUCCCUCAAUCUUGCAAGAAAUGCUCACAUAGUAAUGCAUGUGAGUGCACUAGAGGGGGUGGAGAAAACUCUUGAAUCCUUGGUUAUGAGUGAGAUAAACAUGACUAGCUCUGAUCUGUCUUUGCCCUGUAUGCCAGCAUUAACUCAGCUGAACUUAUCCAACAACCAUCUUGAUAUUAUACCCAGCAGUUUAAGCUGCUCUCCGCUGAGAGAAAUUGACAUUAGAAAUAACCAUCUUGUGUCUUUAAACCAUUCUUUGAUUCACGCUUUAUCUGUAAACCUUAAUCUCAUGUAUAUCAGUGGAAAUUACUUUAACUGCUGUGACUCUAAAUGGCUGACAGCCCUGAAUGAGUCGGAAAUUAAACUGCCUGAUCUCAAUGACACUGCAUGCUUUACAGGUGAUGGUAACAUUAUGAUAACAGAGUAUCUAAAAAGCUCUUCAGAGAAAUGUUUGUUUCACAGAGAAGCACAGGAAGUUCACUUUGGACAAAUCUUCAUUAUUGUUUUAUUUGUAUUUGUAUUAUUAACAGUGUUCAUCAUAUUUACCAGGAAGCUGUGUUGCACACAAAGAUCAUUUAUAGUGUGAUAGAUAAAAUCUAUUGUCAUUUAUUUAGUUUGUGCAUUACAUUGUAGCCAGUGAGAAAGUGAGAAAAGAAAGAGAGCAAACUACUGGUGCAUAAUUCCUGUGAGAUUCACUUUGCUUGACGUAUUUACAGAAGUGCGGCUUCACGGUUGGUUAAGCUGUAAAAACUUACAGACCUUGAGUUAAUUAAAUGCAGUAAUCAGACACAUUUAUCUAGUGUCACUCUAUGCAAGCUUUUUCUUGUGACUCCACUUCACAUUACUAGUCUGUCAGACACGUAUCACGCUAUGUGACCUGCGUGGCUAAAGAUGUUGUGAUUGAAAUUGGCUUUAACGACUCCCAAGCUGUUUGGUUACAGUGCAUGCCAAAUAACUAAUCAGGCGGAGAACUCUAUGCCUAUCCUUCAUUGUGAAAUAUUUAUUUAUAACUAGCAGUUUAACCUUGGCUCAAAGUUUUAUGACGUCCAUGAAGCCUUGCACAACAUUCCCAGAAUCAAGACUGACCUCCUCAGAAAUUCAAUACAACACCAAUGAGAAACCUCAGAAGAGUUUGUAUAAACAUGAAUGUAUGUAUUUUUAAAUAAAUAUAAUUUAUUUAACAGUGUGUACAAGAUUCCAUUAUAAUAUAUAUCACUAUCUGCAACUGUCUAUGUUUUGUAAUGUAUAAUUUAUGUGGCUCUGACCUAGCAAACUGCUGUAAAACAGUGAUAAAUGUGGCUACAGUUAUGCUAAACAUAUUAAACAUACUGUGCCUAAUAA